Molecule: messenger RNA, 1406 nt
Organism: Argentina anserina (silverweed cinquefoil)
Lineage: Eukaryota; Viridiplantae; Streptophyta; Magnoliopsida; Rosales; Rosaceae
Product: homeobox-leucine zipper protein ATHB-20-like
Exons: 3
Coding region: 258-1223 (321 amino acids)
Biological process (GO): positive regulation of DNA-templated transcription
Cellular component (GO): nucleus
Molecular function (GO): DNA-binding transcription factor activity, RNA polymerase II-specific; sequence-specific DNA binding
Source: RefSeq, a predicted model, not a curated record
CUCUCUCUCUCUCUCUCUCCACCCAAAAAUCGCUGUCUUUCAGUCUCUGCAGCACCAUCACCCUCUUCUCUCUUUCUGAAAGCUCUGUCACCAUGAGAGUGAGAGCCAGACCAUAAUCCCAAAGCCUCUUAAAUUUGCUUCAAAUAAGCAACAAAAACACCCAAACCAAGGACACAAAUCCUAUAUAUCCUUAGCUGCAUGAACAGUACUCGUACCUAGCCUUUUAGCAAUAACAUGCUGCAUUUUUGACAUGAAUCAUGGCCUUCCCACCUUGUCAUAGUUUCAUGUUCCAAACCCAUGAAGAUCCAGACCUCCACAUAUCUGCAGCUUCUUCCUCCCUCAACAAUCUUCCCUCUUGUCCACCACAACACUUUAAUGGUGGCGGUGGUGGAGGAGUGUCUUUCAUGAUGAAAAGAUCGCUAUCCUUCUCCGGGGUUAAUGAUAAGUGCAAUCACCACCACUAUGACCAUCAAGAUCUGCAUGGAGGUGGAGAUCAAGAUGACUUGUCUGAUGAUGGGUCACAGCUGAUUGGAGAAAAGAAGAAAAGGCUGAACCUUGAGCAGGUUAAGACCCUUGAGAAGAGCUUUGAGAUGGGGAACAAACUGGAGCCUGAGAGGAAAUUACAGCUUUCCAAGGCUCUUGGUCUGCAGCCAAGACAAGUUGCCAUAUGGUUUCAGAACAGGAGGGCUAGGUGGAAGACAAAGCAGUUGGAGAAAGACUACGAUGUCCUCAAGAAGAAGUUUGAUUCUCUCAAGGCUGACAACGAUGCCCUUCAAUCUCACAACAAGAAACUUCUGGCUGAGUUGCUGGCUAUAAAAGGCAGUAAAGAUUCAAACUUUGAUGGGGUGCUUAACAAUAAUAUGAAGAAAGAGACUGAUCAGGGUUCAUGGAGUAAUGGCAGUACUGAUGACAACAGUUCGGAUCAUAUCAACUUAGACAUGUCUAGAAGUACCACACCAGCAGCAAACAGCCCUCAAUCGAAUUCCCAGAUCACAAAUGGGUCAAAAAACCUGUUCCCGUCAUCCCUCUGCAGGCCACCGCACGCUAGCAUAACCCAACUCCUGCAAGGCUCAUCAAGGUCAGACCUCCACAGCCUCAAAGUCGACCAGAUGAUUCAAGAUGACCAAACCUUCUGCACCAUAUUCAACAAUGGCUCCAUUGACCAAGACCACCAAGGUAACUACUGGACAUGGCCUGCUGAGCAGCCGCACCAAUUUCAUUGAUCAAACCCCAUCACGUAGUUCCCGGCCACAUAUGGCUCAUUUAGGAUUCAAAUUCCUAUGAGUUUUCAAUUAUCAAUUCAAGUUUUUGGCUGUAGAACAAUGGUGUACAGAGUUAAAUAUUUUUGCUAAUAUCAUCAGUAAUGGGGAAUUGAUUGCCUCCUAAUAAUACACUUCAUAUUACCA